AUGUCGAAUCAGGUGGUGAAGUUGAAGCGGGAUGCGGUUUCGCCAUGCAUGACAUGUCCUCUUUGCCACAAGGUCUUCCGUGAUGCCACCACUAUUAUCGAAUGCCUCCAUACAUAUGUGAGGGCUAAGAUAUUUCCAUACAAAAGGAGGAAGGUGGAGGCUCCUGAAGUUGUGCCUCCAGUCACAUUACCUGCAAAGAGAAAGGAAAGAUAUCUCUCUUCCCUGGUCAGCACUCCAAGAAUAUCAACAUACAGUGGAAUGACUGGAAGAAGAUCAAAAUCUGUUGCAAGAAAAGCUUCAAGAGGCUCCAUUUUUACAAUAGAGAAAUCUCUUAAGAAAGGCGAAGUUCCUGUUGAAGACCACCCUGAAAGCUCUAGUGCACCUUCGACUUUGAACAAAUUUCCUCAGAGUACCAGGCUGAAUUCUAGACGACGACUUGGUAGACAAGUGGGUAGUCCUGAUAGAGGAAGAGAGAAUUGUUCUGAGCCAGGGGAUGGGAAAGUUGAGCUUUGGAAACCUUUAAAUUGUCUGGUGGAAGCAGCAAAUACGAGUAAGUCUUCUACGUCGACUUCGCAAGUGUCUGUUGCUCAAUCAGAAGCUCUACAAUUGCAUGACAAUGAAGGACUCCUCUGUAACACCAAAGACGAGGAGCAUGCGAAUAUAUUAAAAGUUCAAGAUGAGAAGAAAGGCAGUAACAAUCCCCUUCAAGAACCAGAUGAACCUAAAAAGCUGCGCAAGAUCCGCCAGAAGAAGACCCAUAAAUUUGGAGAGUUCAGGGUUCCACAGGCUGUGCUCGAUGCUACCAGUGCUAAAUGGGAAAUCAGGAAUGAUCCAAUAUGGUUCUCAUUAGUAGCCUCAGAUGACCAGUAA
Molecule: messenger RNA, 870 nt
Organism: Fraxinus pennsylvanica
Lineage: Eukaryota; Viridiplantae; Streptophyta; Magnoliopsida; Lamiales; Oleaceae
Source: the annotation of a GenBank genome assembly